Molecule: messenger RNA, 7803 nt
Organism: Vombatus ursinus (common wombat)
Lineage: Eukaryota; Metazoa; Chordata; Mammalia; Diprotodontia; Vombatidae
Gene: CEP290
Product: centrosomal protein 290
Exons: 52
Coding region: 142-7287 (2381 amino acids)
Biological process (GO): camera-type eye development; kidney development
Source: RefSeq, a predicted model, not a curated record
CCCGCCGCCGCCGCCGCCUCCAGUCACCGGCGCAGAGUGAAGCAUAACCAGGGCUAAGGAGGCUCACCCUUAAUUUAGCGAGUGACCCCCGCCCCCCACGCCAAUUAGAGCUGGUCAGUGGACACAGUGAAAAAAGUCAAGAUGCCUUUGGACUGGAAAACGAUACAAAGAGUUAACCCAGAUGACUUGCCUCGCCAAGAAGAAUUGGCAGAUGAUUUGCUGGUUUCUCUCUCUAAGGUUGAAGUAAAAGACCUAAAAGACGAAAAUCAAGAAAAUGUGGUACAUCUUUUCCGAAUUACUCAGUCUUUAAUGAAGAUGAAAGCUCAAGAAGUGGAAUUAGCUUUAGAAGAAGUAGAAAAAGCUGGAGAGGAGCAGGCCAAAUUUGAAAAUCAAUUAAAAACUAAAGUAAUGAAACUGGAAAAUGAGCUUGAGAUGGCACAGCAGUCUGCAGGAGGUCGGGAUACACGGUUUUUGCGAGAUGAAAUUCGCCAGCUAGAAAAACAACUGGAACAGAAAGACAGAGAAUUAGAGGAUUUGGAAAAAGAGAUGGAAAAAGAGAAAAAAGUCAAUGAACAAUUGGCUCUUCGUAAUGAAGAAGCAGAAAAUGAAAACAGCAAAUUAAGGAGAGAGAAUGAACAGCUUCGUCAAGACAUAAUUGAUUAUCAGAAACAAAUAGAUUCACAAAAGGAAACACUUAUGUCCAGGAGAGGAGAAGAUAGUGAUUAUCGAUUACAGUUGUCUAAAAAAAAUUUCGAACUUGUGCAGUAUCUGGAUGAAAUUCAGAAUUUAACAGAAGCGAAUGAGAAAAUUGAAAUUCAGAAUCAAGAAAUGAGAAAGAACUUGGAAGAAUCAGUGCAGGAAAUGGAGAAGAUGACUGAUGAAUAUAAUAGGAUGAAAAUUAUUGUUCAGCAAACUGAUACUCUAAUGGAUCAGUUAAAAAAAGAAAGGGACCAUAGUAGGCUUCAGGUACAGGAACUUACAGAACUUCUGAAAGCAAAAAAUGAAGAAGAUGAUCCCGUCCUGGCUGCUGUUAAUGCAAAGGUUGAGGAAUGGAAGAGAAUUUUGGCUUCUAAAGAUGAUGAAAUAAUCGAAUAUCAACAAAUGCUGUGUAAUUUGAGAGAGAAACUUAGAAAUGCCCAACUUGAUGCUGACAAAAAUAAUGUUAUUGCUCUACAACAGGGCAUACAAGAAAGAGAUGGUCAAAUCAAGAUGCUUACUGAACAAGUAGAACAGUACACAAAAGAAAUGGAAGCAAAUAUACUGAUUAUUGAGAACUUGAGAAGUGAACUCAGGCAAAACAGAGGUUCUUCAUCCGUGUCUCAGAUGAAUCAUUUUGUAGAAAUGCAAACAAAGCUUCGAAACUUAGAAACGAAAAACAAAGAUGCGGAGAGGGCAGCAGAGCUGGCGGAAGCUGACGCUAGGGAGAAGGACAAAGAACUUGUCGAGGCUCUGAAGCGACUGAAAGAUUAUGAAGCGGGACUGUAUGGUCUAGAAGACGCUGUUGCUGAAAUAAAGACUUAUAAGUCUCAAGUCAAAAUAAGGGACCAAGAAAUUGAAGCAUUAACUACAGAAAUGAACAAACUUGAAUUAAAGAUUAAUGAUUUCCUUGAUGAAAAUGAAGACCUUCGGGAACGUUUGGGUCUUGAUCCAAAGACAAUGAUUGAUUUAACUGAGUUUAGAAAGAGCAAAAAUCUAAAACAACAGCAGUAUAAAGCUGAAAACCAGGUUCUUUUAAAAGAGAUUGAAAGCCUGGAAGAAGAAAGACUUGAACUGAAACAGAAGAUUCGAAAAAUGGCUCAAGAUAAAGCAAAGAAAUUUGGAACUUUAGCUGGUGACCUACAUCUGACCAACAUCUUUAAUCAGGAACUGAGAGUGGAAGAAAGAAAAUCUCAGCUAGUGAGCUCUGAAAAUAUUGAUGAAUUUAAAUUAAAGAAUGAGUAUCUUUCAAAGGAACUAAAUGAAAAGGAAAGAGAUUUGGAAAGGAAUAGAAUAGUAAUAACCAAGUUCCAAAACAAAGUAAAAGAACUUGUGGAAGAAAAAGCACAGCUUGAAGAAGGUUUGAAAGAAAUAUUGCAGACCAUUAAGGAAAUGCAGACAGAGCCUGGUGUUAAAGGAGAAACACCUCUGGUCAUCCCUAGUCUUGAAAAAUUAGUUAAUGCUAUGGAUUUGAGGAAUGCUGAGGGAGUCUUUGAUGCCCACCUACAUUUGAAAGCCCAAGUUGACCAACUUAUAGGACGAAAUGAUGAAUUAAGAGAUGAGCUUAAAGAAACUCGGAAAGAGGCUACAAAUUACUCUCAACAGCUGGCAAAAGCAAAUUUAAAGAUGGAAAAUCUUGAGAAAGAAAUUUGUCUCUUACAUCAAGCAAAAGGAUCAAAUAUUGUAUUCAAAGGAUUCGACUUACCGGAUGGGAUGACAUCGUCAAGUGCAAAUAUAAUUAAUUCUCAAAAUGAAUACUUGAUAUAUAUUUUACAGGAACUAGAAAAUAAAGAACAAAUGUUAAAAAAAUUAGAAGAUUCACUUGAAGAAUAUAAUAGGAAAUUUGCUGUCAUCCGGCAUCAGCAAGGCUUGUUAUACAAAGACUAUCUAAGUGAAAAGAAAAUCUGGCAAACGGAAUCUGAAAAACUGAGGGAGGAAAAGAAAAAGCUUGAGGAUCAAGUCGAACAAGGUGCUAUCAAAGUAAAAGAAUAUAAUAACUUACUUAAUGCUCUCCAGAUGGAUGCAGAUGAAAUGAAAAAGCAUCUUUCUGAAAGUAGUAGGAAAAUCAGCAUCUUGCAAGUUAAUGAAAAGUCCCUGAUAAGGCAAUAUACAACUUUACUAGAAAUGGAACGGCAUUUAAGAAAAGAAAACAGUAAACAGAAGAAUGAAUUGAUAGCCAUGGAGGCCGCAGUUGGAGACAGAAUUGGCCAUUUGCAAAGGUUUAAGGAAACAACCAUUUUCAGGAUUGCAGCUCUCCAAAAACUUAUAGACAAUAGCGUCCCUCUCUCGGAACUCGAAUUGGCCAAUAAGCAAUACAGUGAAUUGACUGCCAAGUAUAGGGACAUGCUGCAAAAAGAUAAUAUGCUUGUCCAGAGAAUGAGUAGUUUGCAGUUGGUGGAGUGUGAAAAUACGUCUCUGAAAGAACAGAUGGAUGUUAUAAGUAAGGAACUGGAGAUCACCAAGGAAAAAUUUCAUACUGUAGAGCAAGCCUGGGAACAAGCCACUAAAUUAGGAAGUGAUUUGACCAUGGAUAAAGCUCAAAAAGCUAUAACAAACAGUGAGAUUGUUUCCAUUUCUAAAAAGAUUACAAUGCUGGAAAUGAAGGAACUGAAUGAAAGGCAGCGUGCCGAACACUCGCAAAAAAUGUAUGAGCACUUACGGGUUUCAUUAAAGCAAGUGGAAGAACGUAAUUUUGAACUGGAAACCAAGUUUUCUGAGCUUACUAAAAUCAACUUGGCCGCACAGCAGCUGGAACAAACGUUAAGAGAUGAGCUAGCCGAGAGUGUGAGUAAGGAAGUGAGUGACGCCGACAGGCGGAGGAUCCUAGAGUUAGAAAAGAGUGAAAUGGAGUUGAAGGUGGAGGUGUCCAAACUGAAGGAGAUUUCUGAUAUAGCCAAGACUCAAGUUGAAGCUCUGAGUUCACAUCAGCAAUCCAGAGAAAAGGAGGUCGAAUCUCUGCGAAUGCAGGUGUUAGACUACCAGGCACAGUCGGAUGAAAAAGCCCUCAUUGCCAAGCUGCAUCAGCAUAUUGUUGCCCUGCAAAUUAGCGAAGCCGCUUCUGUUAGCAAGUUGGAGUCAGUGACUUCCCAGCUGCAGAAGGUGGAGACUUACAACUUGCGUCUCGAGCAGAAGCUCGAUGAGAAGGAGCAGAGUCUGUAUUUCGCUCGCCUGGAAGGGAGAAGUCGAGCGAAGCAUCUGCGCGGUACCAUUCAGGCCCUGCGGCGACAGUUCUGUGGCACUUUGCCCUUGGCACAGCAGGAGAAGUAUUCCAAAACGAUGAUUCAGCUGCAGAAUGACAAGCUGCAAGUCAUGCAAGAGGUCAGGACUUGUCAGGAGGAGCGGAGAAACAUGGAGAACAAAACCCUGGAACUGGAGUUAAAGUUAAAAGGCCUGGAGGAGCUCAUAAGCACCUUAAAGGAUGCCAGGGGGGCCCAGAAGGUAAUUGAUUGGCACAUGAAAAUGGAAGAACUUCGUCUUCAAGAGCUCAAACUAAAUAGGGAAUUAGUCAAAGACAAAGAAGAAAUGAAAUAUUUGAAAAAUGUAAUUUCUGAAUAUGAACACACAAUCAGCAAUCUAGAGGAAGAGAUUGUGCAGCAAAACAAGUUUCAUGAAGAACAGCAAAUGUCCUGGGAUCAAAGAGAGGUUGAGUUAGAACGGCAGCUAGACAUAUUUGAUAGUCAACAAAAUGAAAUAUUGAAUGCAGCUCGUAAGUUUGAAGAGGCUACAGGAUCAAUACCAGACCCCAGUUUGCCUCUUCCAAAUCAACUUGAGAUAGCUUUGAGAAAAAUCAAGGAAAAUGUUCGCAUAAUCAUGGAAACCCGGGCAACUUGUAAAUCAUUGGAAGAGAAACUGAAGGAGAAGGAGUCUGCCUUACGGGAAGCAGAACAAAAUGUUCUGUCAAGAGACAGGAUAAUCAACGAACUCAGACUCCGACUGCCUGCGACAGCAGAGCGGGAGCGCCUCCUGGCCGAGCUCAGAACGGAGCGAGAAGAGCCAGAGCACCACCGGGCUUUGAAGGUUGCUCACCAGACCAUCGCCAACAUGCAAGCCAGGUUAAAUCAAAAGGAGGAGGUCUUAAAGAAGUACCAGCAUCUCCUAGAAGAAGCCAGAGAGGAGCAGAGAGAAAUUAUCAAGAAGCAUGAGGAAGAUGUUUUCAUUCUUCAUCAGAAAUUAGAUGUGCAGGCUGACAGUUCACUGAGCCAAUUCAAAAAAACAGCCAUGGAGUUAAUGAAACAGCCUUCUGUACCAGUUGCUACCAGCAAGCAUUUCAUGCGUCUGGCAGAGAUGGAGCAAACGGUUGCGGAACAGGAUGAUUCUCUUUGUUCACUUUUGACCAAAAUGAAGAAAAUGUCGCACGAAAUAGACAUACAAAAACAAAUCACUUUAACGAAAGUCAAAGAAUUCGAAAGCAUCCGAGCCCGCCUUGAAGAAAAUCAUGCAGAGGUUGUGAAAAAACUGAAUGCUGAGAUAGAAGACUUAAAAUAUUCUAUGUCCCAGACAGAGAGGGAGCUGCAGUACUUUAAAUCUGAAGUACAGAUUCAGAAAGAAGCUAACACAAGAGCUCCAACAGCCACCAUGAAAAAUUUAGUAGAACGGCUAAAAGGCCAAUUAGCCUUGAAAGAGAAACAGCAAAAAGCCCUCAGUCGAGCACUUUUGGAACUCCGGGCUGAGAUGACAGCUGCUGCUGAAGAACGCAUCAUUCUUUCCGCAUCCCAGAAAGAGGCAAACCUCAAUGUUCAGCAGAUUGUUGAUCGCCAUACUAGAGAUCUCCAGGUUCAUAUAGAAGAUUUAAGUGAAAAUCUUCUAAAAUGUAAAGAAGCUCUUAAAACAAGUAAAAGCAGAGAGGACUCUUUGAGUAAUCAGUUGGAUGACUUAAACAAUGAAAUGCAGAAAAAACAGAAAGCUUAUAAUAAAAUACUUAAAGAAAAAGAAGAAUUAGAAAAAGAAAAUGAAGAACUGAAGAAGCGCAUUAAAAGGUUAACCUGUGGAUUGCAGAGCAAACCUCCUGUAGAUAACAAACAGAGUGUUAUAGAUGAACUUCAGAAGAAAAUUAAAAAUUUAGAAAGUCAACUGGAAAAAUUUAGUAGUGAAGCAGAAACGAAAGAAAAGAGCUGCCAAGCAGAGUUAAUUCGAUGGGAAGAAGGUAAAAAAUGGCAAGCUAAAACUCAAGGGAUGCGAAACAAAUUGAAAGAAAAAGAAAAAGAAGUUGAUACUUUAACCAAACAAUUGAAUACUUUAAAAGAGCUUUUGGCCAAGUCUGAUAAAGAUAAAAUCACAUUACAAAAGAAACUAAAAUCAAGUGGUGUGACUGCUGAUCGUGUUAUGGGAGUACAUGCUUCAGAUUUAGAAAAAGAAUUAGAAGAACUUAGAAAAAUGAAUAUUGAACUAGAAAAUGAAAUAGGUUAUAUGAGGACCCAGCAAGCUCUUCCCCGAGAUUCUGUCAUAGAAGAUUUACAUUUACAAAAUAGAUACCUUCAGGAUAAGCUUCAUGCUUUAGAAGAACAGAUUUCUUUAAAAGAUACAUUUUCUAGGCCUUUAUCAACAGAAUUGGGAUUAGGUGGUCGGUCUAACAGAGAACAAUUGCUUCAGAAGGAAAACCUGAAGGUCUCAUCUGAAAACAUUGAACUAAAAUUUCAACUUGAACAAGCAAAUAAAGAUUUACCAAGGUUAAAGAGUCAGGUGAGUGAUAUGAAAGAAAUGUGUGAACUUCUGAAGAAAGAGAAAGCUGAAAUUGAAAGAAAGCUUGGCCAAGUUAGAGGGUCUGGAAGAAGUGGCAAGACCGUUCCUGAACUAGAAAAAACUAUUGGUUUAAUGAAAAAAGUUGUGGAGAAAGUCCAAAAAGAAAAUGAAUAUUUGAAACGAGCAUCAGGAAUAAUGACAAGUGAGAAAAUGUCUACUCUUGAGCUUGAAAAUAAAAAUCUGAAGACUGAAUUAGAAAAACUGAAGCUUCAUCUUGGACGUCAACUGAGCAUGCAAUACGAAUUUAAUACUAAAGGCCCAGAGAAUAUCAUGGUUGAAAAUGACGAUCUUCGCAAAGAACUUAAGAAAAAGGUGGAAACUGCUGAGAUACUUCGAAUGGAAAAAAAUGACUUGGAGUUAGCAGUUGAGAAGCUGAGAGCUCAGCUGGAAGAGAUGAGUAGCAGAUUGUAUCUGAUUGAAAGCAGAGACCCCCAGCUGGAAGUGGCCAAAAGCAGGGGUUUGAAAUCAGUCAUUGAUGCGAGGUCAGUGGAUCGCGUGGAGAAGAAAAAGACCGAAUUAACUCAUCAAGCAGGAACUAGUCGAGAGCAAAUUGGAGAUUUUGAAAAAAUAAAACCUCCACAGACAUCUCCAACUUCAGAUCCAGAAAAGCAGCAGUUGAAGGCAGAAAACAAAAAGCUUAAAAAAGAACUGGAAAACUUGGAUCCCUCAUUUUUCGAAGAAAUUGAAGACCUGAAGUACAAUUACAAAGAAGAAGUUAAAAAAAAUAUUAUUUUGGAAGAGAAGUUGAAACAACUUUGUGAACAGUUCCAUAUUGAACUAGAGAGUGCUGCUAGUGUUCCUAGACAGUUGGAAGCUGAAACAGAUGGCAUUAAUAACUCACCAGUCUGCUGAGGGCUAUCUCCAACCCCAACUUUAAUCAACUGUUUUCUAUUUUAAUAGAAGUUGUAAAUAGUAAUCACUUUCUGAACUAAAGAGUUUACUUAUUUUCUUGUAUAAUUCCAAGCAAUGGCAUUAUUUAGUGAAUAAAGUUUAUAUUUAUAAUUAUAUUUAACUUAUUAGGAAAACAAUAUUUUUUUAUUUAACGGAGAUGUGGACUUCUGGGGUUAGAAGUUGUCAGUUCCUUAUUUUUUUUAUGAUGAGUUUCCAAAACCAUCAUAAUGUUCUUGAAAUUAUAAUACAUUAAAUUUUGAACUGAGCCCUAUAAGGGAGGUUUAUAAGCAAGUUAUGAGAGGCAAACAAUUAAAAGUUUUUGUUUUUUUUUUUAAUAAAUACUGUGGUGCUGCUUAAAUGAGAUUGGUUAGCUUUUCUAUUUGAUUCCCAAGUGAUGUGUUACUACAGAAAAGGUCAUGAAGUAAGAUAUCCAACAACAUUUAUGGCCUAACUUUGCAAAUAAAUGAUACAAACAUC